AUGUCCACCAGAUGCAAGCUGAACACCGGAGCCGAAAUCCCAGCCAUUGGAUUCGGCACCUGGCAGGAUGAAAGCGCCCAAGAAGACGCCGUUGUCGAGGCGAUCAAAGCAGGAUAUCGACACAUCGAUACUGCGCGAGUCUACGGAACCGAGAAAGCCGUCGGACAAGGCGUCAGGAAAAGUGGCGUCCCACGCAAAGAUAUCUUCAUCACGACCAAACUCUGGAGCAAUAAGCACCAUCCUGACGACGUGGCCCCGGCGCUGCAGCAAUCCCUCGAUGACCUGGGCAUGGACUAUGUGGAUCUGUAUCUCAUGCACUGGCCCAUGGCCUGGAAGCGAGGGGAGGAUCCGUUCCCGAAACAGAAUGGGAAGCCGGUGAUGGAGGAUAUCGACUUUGUCGAUACCUACAAAGCAAUGGAAAAGCUGUUGCAGACAGGCAAGGUCAAGGCCAUCGGCGUGUCAAAUUUCUCCAAAGCAGAGAUGGAGCGACUAGUCCAGAACACUUCUGUCGUACCGGCCGUCCAUCAGCUGGAAUGCCACCCAUGGCUGCAACAACAUGAAUUUACAGCGUGGCACCGGGUCAAGGGGAUCCAUAUCACGCACUACUCGCCAUUUGGAAACCAAAAUGCCAUGUACAGCGGCAAGGGCGGGGCCACUAAGCUGAUCGAUGAGCCUCUGCUUGCGGAGAUCGGCAAGAAAUACACAAAAAGUGCUGCUCAGGUUGCUCUUGCUUGGGGCGUCACUCAAGGCCACUCAGUCCUUCCCAAGUCGAAGACUCCCUCGAGGAUCAAGGGCAAUUUUGGAGGGGAUUUCAAGCUCAUUCCGGAUGAUAUGAAGAAGAUCCAGACUAUUAACAGGAAAAUCCGGUUCAAUGACAGCAGCGGGACGUUUGGGAGAGAUUUCUUCAUGGAUCUGGAGGGAAAGUGA
Molecule: messenger RNA, 927 nt
Organism: Penicillium alfredii
Lineage: Eukaryota; Fungi; Ascomycota; Eurotiomycetes; Eurotiales; Aspergillaceae
Product: aldo/keto reductase
Exons: 4
Coding region: 1-927 (308 amino acids)
Cellular component (GO): cytosol
Molecular function (GO): aldose reductase (NADPH) activity
Source: RefSeq, a predicted model, not a curated record